Messenger RNA from Malassezia sympodialis ATCC 42132, 1032 nucleotides. RefSeq lists its product as uncharacterized. The record is from RefSeq and is a predicted model, not a curated record. Gene Ontology annotation, cellular component: nucleus; CCAAT-binding factor complex. Gene Ontology annotation, biological process: regulation of transcription by RNA polymerase II. Bases 1 to 1032 code for a protein of 343 amino acids. The transcript has 2 exons. Gene Ontology annotation, molecular function: protein heterodimerization activity; DNA-binding transcription activator activity, RNA polymerase II-specific; RNA polymerase II cis-regulatory region sequence-specific DNA binding. NCBI's taxonomy places the organism in Eukaryota, Fungi, Basidiomycota, Malasseziomycetes, Malasseziales, Malasseziaceae.
AUGUCAUUUUACCCUGCUGAUUCGGGUGCGAUGCGCCCUGCUGGCGAUGGUCUGCCGAUGCAGGGCGCCGCCGCUGACGUGGACAAGGUGGGCGGAGGGGGCAUGGACGGAAUGGGACUGAUGUCGGACCAUGUCCAGGUCCCGCCAGGCAGCCGCCUGAGCACGCUGAUCCAGCAGUAUUCUCGCAACCCGGGGCAGUUCCAGCGCCAAUUUUGGCGGCACCAGAUGGACCUGGUCGAAAGUGGCUGCGACUCUGACGGGAAGCCGAUCGACUUCUUCAACCUGGGCUCGGCGCCCGCUGGUAAUAGCAGUGCGCUGCCGCUCGCGCGUAUUAAGAAAGUGAUGAAGAACGACGACGAAGUCAAGGUGCUGUGUGCUGACCCAGUCUUUAUUGCGGACCUGACGUGCCGGGCCUUUAUGAUUGCUGAGGAGAAUAAGCGCCGGACGAUUCAGCGCUCGGACAUUGCCAAUGCCAUUGCGCGCUCCGACCUGUUCGACUUUUUGAUUGAUAUCGUGCCGCGCUCCGAUAUGAUGCGCAACCGCAGCGCGAGCGUGCCGAUUCGCAAUGCCAUGCCGGCCGUCCCGUUCCCAGGCUCGGACGUGGCGGCCCGUAUGGGCAUGCCCGAUACCUCGGGCGGUGCAUUUUUGCCUCUGCGCCCGUCCCAGGCAGACGUGCGAACGCGCAUGGACCCCGUCGAUGCGUCGCUGAAUAUGGGCCCGGGCGCCGCACUCAAGGGCUUGCCAAAGCCCACGCUGCCGAACGACUGGGGCUCAGGCAUGUACUCGUUCCCGCCGCCGUCGAUGGGCGACGCGCGCAUGCACCCAGGGGCCGGGCUCGGCAUGCCGUCGGCGCCCCCGCAUGCGUCGCCCGGCCGCACAAUGAUGCCGCGCAACGGCGUGGAGACGGCCGGUUUCAUGGAUGCAAACGCCCCCCUGUCUAUGCCGCUGUCGGCACGCGGCAACUCCCUGCUCAACAUGGUGCCGUAUUCCAUGGACGAGUCGGCGAAGAACGACUCGAACGCUGCCGAGUAG